AUGGGAAUGGUUAGAAAGUUAAGCGAGCUUCGUUCCUCAAUACAUACAAAAUCGUGUGAAUUGAGUCGAGUCGAACUUGAUCUUAUGGCUGCACAAAGUUCACUUCUUCUCACACAUACACAAAUUGAGCGCCUUCGACUACAAUUGAGUGUUUAUGGAAGAAAGACGAAAAGAGCCGCCAGUUUUCAUGGGGAAGAUUUGCUUGAAAAAAUGGCUAAAAAGGAUCUCCACUUUUUACUUCCAUUCAAAUUACAAGGAUCACGAUUAGACAAUUUGCGAAGACAAAACAGGAAACAGAAUCACGGAUCACCAAGUUUGGAUAGUGAGAGAGCGCUGGAGCAUGAGUUCUUGAAACUCUUUGGAUAUGCGCAAUGCCUAGCUCAGUCUUGUGAUCGUCCAAAAGAAUGCGAGCAAAUAAAUCCCCAUUUUGAUGCAAUUAAUCGAGAUAUUCAAACUCCAUCAAUUCGACAAAGACAACGACCGCAUGGAUUGGGAAAUGGAAGAGAUAAAGAUAAUCAUCGACGGCCAAUUAGCCUAGUGGAACUCGAAGAAAGACGUCAAAAGAUAAUGGAAGAACAAAGGAGAAGCAUUCUAGUGAAAGCUCCGGAUAAAAAACAAGAUAAUGGUGUCGUUCAAUCACUCCAAGAUGUCGUCCAAUCGCUUCAAAACUCAACACGAAACCAAUCAAAUGCUCAUUUGAAUGAAACUAGGUUUAAAGUACCCGAUUCACCGAUCAUUGGCUACAGUGGAGAGAAUCGACGGGCACGAUUGGAGAAGCAACGAUCAAUCGAUGUUGAGGUCCUUCGACACUCCGAACUUCGCCGUCAAUUGUCCACAGAAAAGCCACCGUGUGAACCAAGACAAAGCCUUGAUCGAAAAUACGAGCGUCGAAUAGAAAGAGUGCCAAGUGAUCGACUGGAAUCACACAACAGAACAGAGAUCCGACAAGAACCUCAACACAAAGAGACCAUCGAACAAAAUGAAGAGAAACGAAAAGAUGACGCCGCUAAAGGCUGUCGACUUCAGAGAAGCGCUCCCGUCAGUCGAAUGAGGCCACCACAUACAACUUUUAGAACGAAACCCGCAGACAUUGGAAAUGUGAAUGGAGGACAAGGUGGACAACACGGCGGAUUUGCAGAGAUCUCUCAUCACAGAGAUUCGGGGUAUCGCGCCGUGAAUCGAACAAAGAUCCGACCACCAGAGGCAACGAUUCAUUCAAGUUCAAAUCGUCAUCCAUCGCCCCCAAUUCCUCCAUUUUCACCGACAUCACACACUCAUCCAAAUCAGAACCCCACCAGCUUACCAUCUCCAUCGCAGACAAUCUCCCGUCUUCCAAAGCCUGAGAAACGAAGCUGGAUCGAGCGGUUAAAGCAUAUCAAGAAA
Molecule: messenger RNA, 1383 nt
Organism: Mesorhabditis belari
Lineage: Eukaryota; Metazoa; Nematoda; Chromadorea; Rhabditida; Rhabditidae
Source: the annotation of a GenBank genome assembly